AUGCUUAUGUACCCACGUAAGGGUCUCAUCACCGAUCCAUACAACUCAGAGGACAUCAUCAUACAAGACGACCAGUAUCCACCUGAUUUUUAUCCCGAGAACGCCUUUCACUACGCUCAAUCUCGCUUGCAAUCACCAUUCCAGUGUCACCCCAGUGUACAGCUCUCUCCGCCAUCUUCCACACCUUCCUCGCCUACUUUCUCCUCUCCGACCUUCUCGACUUGUUACCCGACGUCUGACUCACAAUCUUUCGGGGCUCCUUCGAUGACCCCAGCGUCUUCAUAUAACCCGUCGUACGACAUUCAGGGUUCUAAUUCGCCUUCUCACCAAUUGUCUCAAUAUCCUCAGCAAUUUUAUUCUCCCAUGUUGGUACAGCAGCCUCUCGCCGGUAAUCAGGGUUGGGACAGCAACCUGCAGUUGUUGAGCCCUGCGCGCAUCCCAUACCCAGGGGUGCAAAAGAGAUCCUCGCCCUCGGCAUCCUCACGCCCACUCCCUUCAGGGGUGUCAGCCAACAACUACCACCGCCGUUCCAACAGCGCCAAUAAGCCGUUCCCCAGUCCGGUGCAAACCCCUCUCCAGAACUCAUUUCUUGCGACUCCCUUUCAACAUUUUGAUCCCUCGUCCCAAGAUGGCCACAGCGCCGAGGCUGAGUCUGCUAUGAGAAAAGCGAUUAUGGAUCAGCAGAAGCAGUCGCCUCCGCAGCAAAUGCAGAACGACUACUCACUAGCCCCAUCGGUGUCAACAAUGAGCCAUAACUCGCCGGUGACCCCGCAGACUACCCUUGACGAAUUUGACGACGCAUCCAAGUCGAUGAGCAAUGGUGAGAAUGGAAUUCCCGAUAUCAAUUGGGCAAUGGACCAAUACUUACGCUAUGAUGCACCUCCAGACUAUAAUGGUGCCAAUAAUGCUCUGCCAAUUGGAGUCCCUCCGCUGAACAGAACCAUUUCCGAUAUAUACCAAGACGAAUUAUAUAACCCUGCCAUCAUGGCAGCGCCCCAGGUGUCCAAGCCGAUGGGACAGAACAACCUCAACCCACGCAAUUUUAUUGCCGAUCGCCUCCACGCUGCCAACCAGGGACACUUGUCUGCUCGUUCGCAAUCGCCCUCCGGCAGACGGGAUCGCUCGCCCUUCCGUACCUCUUCCCCAUUCGCCGGUGAUAUAAACAACAAUACUCUCCAACAGCCCCAGAUGGCGACCAGCAUUCCCAUGGGACAGAGCGGUAUGAACAGUAUGAACGGAAUGAAUAUGGACCAGAGCAACACGGGAGAUAUCAAGACGAUGUCACCUAAGGACGCAGUCUUGGAUUUCCAAGAUGGCGAUGAUACCAUGCCUAUGUUCCCUCAUGGUCAGGGUGAUUUCAAUUUGGGUGAUGCACUCGGCUUGCGACGCGACAGUGCCUCAAUGCGACCGAUGGAAACAUUCCCUCAAUAUACGGCACCCACUAUGGCGCAGCCACCGUUCGCAUUUUCUGAACCUCAGAUGCAUCGCCCUCAGAGCAAUCUCCUGCAGCAGAGUACCGAAUUCCCUUCACUUCCAGCAGUGGAAUCGACCGAGAGCUCGCCCCCAAGCCAGAUGAAUAUGCCAAUCACAGAGAGUAUUCCUCGUCCCGCCGACACAUCUUCCGAUGCGGGUACUUACACUUGUACCUACCACAACUGCUCCUACCGUUUCGACACCCCCUCCAGACUUCAGCGACACAAGCGCGAGGCUCACCGGCAAACAACACCGGGCGGCCACCUUGUCAGCCGGGACACUUCGCUCCGCAACUCCCAGGCUGGCCCGCACAAGUGCGAGCGCAUCAAUCCGUCUACAGGCAAACCAUGCAAUUCAAUCUUCUCCCGGCCUUACGAUCUUACGCGACACGAGCAUACCAUCCACACCGCCGGGAAGCAGAAGGUGCGCUGUCAUAUCUGUAACGAGGACAAAACCUUCAGCCGAAACGACGCUUUGACAAGACACAUGCGAGUGGUUCAUCCCGAAAUCGACUGGCCAGGCAAGCAGCGCAGGAGGAGAGACUGA
Messenger RNA from Penicillium coprophilum, 2019 nucleotides. RefSeq names its product stress-regulated transcription factor RPN4. Gene Ontology annotation, biological process: regulation of transcription by RNA polymerase II. The transcript is spliced from 2 exons. The record is from RefSeq and is a predicted model, not a curated record. Bases 1 to 2019 code for a protein of 672 amino acids. Gene Ontology annotation, cellular component: nucleus. Lineage: Eukaryota; Fungi; Ascomycota; Eurotiomycetes; Eurotiales; Aspergillaceae.